This is a messenger RNA of Verticillium nonalfalfae, 486 nucleotides long. RefSeq lists its product as uncharacterized. The record is from RefSeq and is a predicted model, not a curated record. The coding region runs from base 1 to 486 and encodes 161 amino acids. The transcript is spliced from 3 exons. NCBI's taxonomy places the organism in Eukaryota, Fungi, Ascomycota, Sordariomycetes, Glomerellales, Plectosphaerellaceae.
AUGGACCGCAUCAAGGAGAAAAUGAACCAGCUUCGCCUGGAGGCCGACGAGGCAUCUUCCAAGGUUGAGGAGCUCCAGUCCAAGGUCAAGGUUCUCGAGCAGGAGAACCUGUCCAAGGAGCAGGAAAUCACCUCGCUGCAGCACAAGAACGGUCUUCUCGAGGCCGAAGUCGAGAAGCUUGAGGGCAGUGUUAAGGAUCACAAGAAGGCUGCCGACGAGAGCACAACUACCGGCACUCAGAACGAGACCCUGCAGCGGAGGCUCCAGCUUCUUGAGGAGGAGGCCGAGGAUGCCGACAAGACUCUCCGCGAGGCUAACGAGAAACUUCGUCAGACCGACGUCAAGGCUGGCCACUUUGAGCGCAAGGUGCAGGCCCUUGAGGUCGAGCGUGACCAGUGGGAGGCCAAGUACGAGGAGAUGGCGAAGAAGCACACGGAACUCAAGAAGGAGCUCGAAGAGCUUCAGAACGAGAUUGGCAACAUCUAA